UAUGCUAAUAUAUGAAAGUCUAUUGACAGAACAGACGAAGGACUACAGUCAAUAUAAACACUGUGAAGAACAGUUCGUUCAAAAUAUCAAUACAAUGCAUCGAGGUAUAGGAGAGCAGAAACUUGCAGAGAAGCUUAUUAUUUUAAACGAACGUGGCAAUGGCAUGUUGACGAGGAUUUAUAAUAUAAAAAAGCAAUGUUCAGAUCCAAAAUCCAGGCCAUCUUUUCUCACAGACAAACCUCUCGAGGCAACAAUCAAAAUAAUAGUCCGUAAAUUCCCAAAUUUUGAAAGUCAUUUGAAGGUACAAAGACACAACCCUAUUCAAGGGCAAGAAAAAGAAAUUGUGAAAGGAUUGUCAAAUUACUAUAACACUUUUGUUGAUGUGAUGCAAUUCAAGGAUCAAACCAACGAAAUACUCACAAUGAUAGAUGCAAGUUUUGUUCAUUUUGAUAUUUCAUUGAAUUUUGAUAUUACAAGAGCAUACCUGGAUCUAGUAACCUAUGUAUCCCUGAUGAUCCUUAUUGCUCGUGUUGAGGAUCGCAAGGCUGUUCUUGGAUUAAUUAUGCUUAUGAGACUCUGAAUGGACGAGGUUCAUUUUUAUGAUGAAUAUUUUCCAAGGUUGGGUAAAUUGAUCAUUGAUUAUGAGAAUCCUAUAAAGAAAUUAGCUGAAGAAUUCAACACACAUAAUCAGCGUCUCGAAGCUCUUCAGUCACUCAAUCCCAUUUACAUUCGACGAAAUCAGACUGGGGCACAAAUGAGGCAAGCACAGUUAUUAAGUAUUAUUAGCACACCAGCCGCUAUGUUAAAUCCAGUUUUUACUGAUACAGUAAGUAUUCCAUGUGAAUAUCUUCCUAUGUCUUCCAUGAACAAGUGGAUUUUAUUUGGGUAUUGUCUGUGUUACAAUCACAUAAAUUCACCUGGUGCAGCUGAUUUAUGGAAAGCUGCUCUUGUUGAUGGAUACUGUGUUUCGUUGUAUCGUGACGAAGUUUUCAUGUUUCAUAAAGAAUUCUACACAUUCUUCGAUUCCUUAAAAGGCCAAAGCAAGAGAGCCAAAGAAAUCCAAGAUUGUGGCUCUCAAGCUCUCGCCAACAGUGCGGCUGUUCAUCGCGAACGACGGCAUUACUUGCGAGCAGCGAUGCAAGAACUUUCUCAUAUCUUGGUGGAUGUGCCUGGUUUGCUAGGACCCAAGGCAAUGGUCAUUAUUCAGGCUCUGUCAAUGGCUUCUGAUGAGAUUCAUUGGCUUAUUCGACACAAAGAACACAAUCCUCCAAAAGGGAAAAAAAAUCCCGAAGAAUAUGUUGACGUGAGACUAUCGCAUAUGUUGUUCUUAGUUGAGGAACUAUACGCAAUGAUGUUGAAAUAUAGCUCAGUACUACAACGUUACUAUGUACAAUAUAUGUGUGGUUUUGACAGCAGUUUGUUAAAAGAAAUAGUUCAGAAAAUUACCAUUGUUCCAGAAGAUAUAUCCUUGUUAAUGACGUCAUUCAGCGAUACUUUGUCAAGCAUAAAUGUGAAACAAGUUGAAAGUAAUAAAGAAUUCGAUUUUGAUGGUUUACGUUUGGAUUGGAUCAGAAUGCAGGCAUACACAAGCGUUCGUGGCUCAGCUCGGAGAUCAAAUAUUCGAGACAUGGCCAUUUUAAUGAAUUCUGUCUCCUUUCACUCCAAAUUAGUGGAUAAUCAAGAAGGUCUUUUGAGCGAAGUUGCUGAUCUCACAUUCUUUUGUUUUUAUCCGUCGAGUCUUGAGGAAGCCUUUCAUCAAUGUCUGUCAUGUUUGGGUCAACAGAAAUUUGCCAUUGCAUACCCAUUGGUGUGCAGCCAUUUUCUGUCUGCAACAAAUGAAUUUUGUCCUGAAGAGAGACAUUUGAUUGGCGAGAAAAGCCUUUCUGCUGUAAACGUCUUCUUGGAUACAAUGGCUAAGCAUACCAAAGAAAUUGUUCAGCACUAUUGUAAAGAACAUCGUAAACUACAUCAACAGCUGGACCCAUUAAAUGCACUUCAUUUCCUGGUCGACGCGGCAACGAAAAAGAAGAAAGAUCGAAACAAGAAAAACAUUCAACCAGACAUAUCUCUACCUGGUGAAGAGAGUGUGAGAAAGACGCGAGAAAAUCUUACACAACUAGAUGCAAAACUUCUGGCUUUGGCAGAUCUUUCGAUUUCGCUUAACUACGUUCCUCAUAUUCAUGUUUGGGAACACAGCUUUGCACCAAAAGAAUUUCUUGCUGUUCACCUUGAGGAUUUCUUUAGCAAAUCUGUUGUUCGACUGGCAGGAUAUGACAACGAAAAGCAAGAAAUCAGCCGUCCUUCUGAAUUACUUAAAAUGUUAAGGUGCAUGGACGUAUUAAGAUGUGUUGAAAACUAUGCAAAUGUUGACAUGUCAAGGAUUUGCAAUCAUGCAAUGUUACAACAAACGCAACCAGUUGAUAGCCAUGGUGGUAUAACUAUAUGUGGCUUGUAUACACAAUGGUACGUUGAUACACUUCUACGUCAAGUUAUGAGUGGAAAUAUGUUGUUCUCUCCCAACAGAAGAUCAUUUAUCACAAAAACAGCAAAUGCAAAUUUUAAGGCAGAUGAAUUCACUGAUCCAGUUGAGCUUCGUGCAUUAGCGACCCUCCUCGGUCCUUACGGUAUGAAGUAUCUUGGUGAUCGAAUGCUUCACCAAAUUUCCAGCCAAAUGGGAGAAGUUAAGAAAUUAGUAAAGAACAACAAAGAUGUCUUGGAGAGCUUGAGAAGUUCUUUUGACAAACAUGAACAGAGUUUGGAACUUGUGAGACGAUUGAGAAAUACAGACGAUGUAAUUAUUCGCAUGACGAUCGUUGGCGUGAUUUUGGCUUUUCGUGAACUUGCUCAAGAAGCAUUACGAGAGAUUCUGGAGAAACGCGUUCCAUUUCUUGUUUGUUAUGUGAAAGAUUUUCAAGAGCAUUUUCCAAAGAAUGAUGGAAAUCGUCCAAGUGUCGAUGAUGCGGCGAUUUCAUGUGGAUUUACAUGUGAUGUUGAUCGUGCUCUUGGUUCGGUUUUAAAACAACAUAAAGAAAAGAAAAACGAAGAAGAUGUUCAAGUGUGGUCCUUGUUAUUGGUGUUCCUCGGUGUAUGUAUACCACUGCAAGCCAGCAAAGAUGAAUGUGAUUAUAAUUCCAAUCUAGAAGCCCACGAAAACAACUUUCAUUGCUUGGCUAAAGCAAUUGAUCGCAUAUCUGUUGCGCUGUGCGCAAACAAUGGUGAUAAUAUUGAAGUUAGAUUAAGGGAAUUCCUUGUGAUCACAUCAUCGAGUUUACUUAAACUUGGACUUGAAAGUGAGAAAGACAUGCCAAAGAAUCGAGAAUCAGUCUAUUUGCUGCUUGAUAUGAUCGUUCAAGAAUCAUCUUUCCUCACAAUGGACAUUUUGGAAUCCUGUUUUCCAUACAGCUUAUUACGGAAUGCAUAUCAUCAAGUUUACAAGAAACGCAUUGGAAAGAAAGCGAGAUCAGUAGUCACAACUGUUGAUGACUCUAGUGUACUAUAAAGACCACUGUGAUCCUAUGAAGACACUUGUAUUAUGAAGUGGCUUCUCACACGACAACAUUAUUUUGUUAUCUUUGUUUAUGAUUUAUAUACUGAAGCAUUAAUUUUGUAAGCACAUAUGCUGGUCUGGAAGAUAUAUUUUCCGUUACUCAAGUAUAUAAGCAAGUUUUCUAUGAAUUAAUUAUGUAUUGAAUUUGAAAUAAUAAAAACGUACGAAUGCGCAA
Xenia sp. Carnegie-2017 is the source of this 3722-nucleotide messenger RNA. RefSeq names its product nck-associated protein 1 homolog. Gene Ontology annotation, cellular component: SCAR complex. Gene Ontology annotation, biological process: cortical actin cytoskeleton organization; cell morphogenesis; cell migration. The record is from RefSeq and is a predicted model, not a curated record. NCBI's taxonomy places the organism in Eukaryota, Metazoa, Cnidaria, Anthozoa, Malacalcyonacea, Xeniidae.